GUAGCCGAGCCGCAGAAGCAGCAGCAGCAGCUCCUCCUCAUCCUCCUCAUCUUCAUCUCUUUUUUCGGGAGACCCUUACCCCGUUUUUCUUAUAGAAUAUUUCUUUCCAACUUCAGCUACAGUGAUAGCUAAGUUUGGAGGGGAGAAACGGGGAGAAACGUCGUUGUUUUUGUUGUUUUUUUGUGUCGGUCUAAGCAGGUUUUUUUUGACUCGACCCCCCCUCAUAUUUUUUUAACGUACAUUACAAAAAGACUAGACAGCGUUAAAGCAAGCAAGCAAAAAUAUUCUGGUUAUUUGUGCAUUUUUACUGGACAGCUUUUUAACAAAAAUGGAUAACACUGGAGCUAAGAAGACAUGCUUUGAAUCCAUCCGAGAUUUCUUCACAUCGGCGAAAUUCCUUAUUUAUAUGGGACAUGCACUGUCAACAUGGGGUGACCGAAUGUGGAACUUCGCUGUCGCUGUUUUCCUGGUUGAGCUGUAUGGAAACAGCCUGCUGCUCACAGCCGUGUACGGACUGGUGGUGGCGGGCUCCGUGCUGCUGCUGGGGGCAAUCAUCGGUGACUGGGUGGACAGAAACCCCAGACUUAAAGUGGCCCAGACUUCCCUGCUCGUCCAGAACAGUUGUGUCAUCGUGUGCGGGAUCCUCCUGAUGGUUGUUUUCCAUUUCAAAGAACAGCUUGUGGAGCUUUACAAUGGAUGGGUUCUGACCACCUGCUACAUUCUGGUGAUCACCAUCGCCAACAUCGCCAACCUGGCCAGCACGGCGACCUCCAUCACCAUCCAGAGAGACUGGGUGGUGGUCGUGGCCGGCCAGGACAGCAGCAGGUUGGCAGACAUGAACGCCACAGUGCGGAUUAUCGACCAGCUGACCAACAUCUUGGCACCCAUGCUGGUGGGUCAGAUCAUGGCCUUCGGCUCCCAUUUCAUCGGCUGCGGCUUCAUCUCCGGCUGGAACCUGUGCUCCAUGUGCGUAGAGUACGCACUGCUGUGGAAGGUCUACCAGAAGACGCCGGCGUUGGCCGUGAAAGCCGGACAAAAGGAACAGCAGCAGGAGCUCAAACAGCUCAGCCACCCGAAAGAGGUGGAGAGCGGUCAGAGUCCCGAGGAGUCAUCUCAGCCUCUGAUGAAUGAAGCCUCAGUGGUUGCCAAGUCAGACUCCCCCAAAGAGCAGGGUUGUUGCCACCAGAUGUCCGAACCUCUCCGCACCUUGAAGGCCGGCUGGGUCGCCUACUACAACCAGAACAUCUUCUUCGCCGGUUUGUCCCUGUCGUUCCUCUACAUGACGGUGCUGGGUUUCGAUUGCAUCACCACGGGCUACGCCUACACGCAGGGCCUCAACGGCUCCGUCCUCAGCCUGCUGAUGGGUGCCUCUGCUAUUUCGGGCAUCUGCGGCACCGUCGCCUUCACGUGGGUCCGCAAGAAGUGCGGCCUGAUCCGCACGGGCUUCAUCUCAGGCAUCGCCCAGAUCUGCUGCCUCGUGCUGUGCGUUGUGUCCGUCUUCGCUCCCGGGAGCCCCUUCGACCUCAGUGUGUCGCCCUUCCAGGACCUUUACACCCACCUGAUCGGGGAGAAGACGCUGCCCGAGGCCGACCACAGCCUCACCAGUAUUCUCACCGGCGGCAACACCACUACUACCCCCUCCCCGACUGAAGAGCUGCCGCCUCUGCAGUCCUACAUGUCUGUUAGUCUGCUGUUUGCUGGCGUCAUUGCUGCUAGAAUUGGUCUUUGGUCCUUUGACCUGACGGUGACUCAGCUGAUGCAGGAGAAUGUGAUCGAGUCGGAGCGAGGUGUGAUCAACGGCGUCCAGAACUCCAUGAAUUACCUCUUAGACCUGCUGCACUUCAUCAUGGUGAUUCUGGCUCCUAACCCGGAGGCUUUCGGCCUGCUGGUCAUCAUCUCCGUCUCCUUCGUGGCCAUGGGUCACAUGAUGUACUUUCGGUUUGCCUUCAAGAGCCUGGGCACCCGACUCUUCCUCUGCUUCUCGCCAGAGCAGAAGGUAGAGGCGGAAGACAGCCCCUCACUUCCUACCACCGUCUAACCCCAUUAAAGAGACUCUGUCCUGGGUACAUAUAUAUAUUUCUCAAGCCUCCCCCUUCCCCCUGCAUCUUAUUUAUCUAACUGCUUGUAGCUGGUAGACUGCUAAUGCUAACAUAAACCCAUGAGAAAGGUAACUUAACGAGCUAUGCAGAGCUAUUAACAGAAGCAUUAAUCAGCAGCAGCAGGACAGGAGGAGGUGAGUAGAAAGCUUACAGUCAUAGUUAACUAAUCCAAAAAGUAAAAAUCAGGGUUUCUCUAACUUUUCUCAGUCUGGGAGUGAAAGAUAGGAGCUUCAUUCAUGCAUCAGGCUCCUCAUUACAUUCGCAUGUACUGUCAAAUGAUGAUCCAUCACUUCUGGGCUCGGCUCGUGACCCUAUUUUACGGGUCCUGUUAAAGAAAUCAAGGGAUUAAGUUACUGUAAGAUAUUCUACUCCUUUAACUUAACCUGGAUGUAGCUGAGAUUUGUUUUUUUUUUUUUAAAAGGUGCUUCAGCUAACAGAAGGGUAAAAAUAACAACAACAAAAAAACGAGGGAGAACAUUAGCAGGGAGGGCGGACGCUGAGGCUUGAAUUCAGACUUUGAGGGACGACUGUCUGAGAUCCUAAAAGACAGAACAUCGCUCCCGCUCUUUUUUUGCCUCACUCAGUGACGUCACUGGUGCUGUAGCUGCGUCCGCUAGCUGUUCUCUUGAUCGCCUCGCGUCAGCUUACAUCUAACACGUGCAUGACGAGCAGGUCGUGGGUAUCUUCCUCCUCUAGAUGGUGGGUUGGUGUAGCGGGCGGAAGAUGCUUUUUAACAUUGUUUUUAUUUAACCAAACACAAACUGGGAUCUAGUCUCUUUAAUAUGUGCUUAUAAGGGUUUUGCAGUUUGCUGUAUUCUAUUCAGGAAAAUGCAGACGAUGGUUUUUUAAUUAUUAUAAUAGUUGCAUCAACAGUAUUGUGUUGCGCCGCGCUCGAUGUUGAGGUUGCGCAACGCUAAAGGAAGAAUGAGAAAAAAAUCAUAUGCACCCUUUGUCAAUAGCUCUCUCUCUCAUUUACCAAAGUCAAGCUCCAAUAUGUGGCAUAAAAAGGAAGUGAGGGAAACCAGUUUUCUGUCUAUCUGAAGCAUUCCAAAUAUAUAUUUUUUACAUCAGGUGAUAAGUAGUUGUGUACUGUAGGUUCACUAAUGCUUCCAUACGCCCCCUAAUAUAUCUGAAUAUUUCUAACCCGCUCUGAGAUUGUACUUACAUUUUUGUUUUUUUGUCUAUUUUACUGGUAGUUUACAUCAAUAACGUCUUUUUUCUUUUCUUGUCACCUUUUUUUGGUGAUUUUUUUAAUGUUUGAGGUUGAUUUUUUUCUUUUUUCAAUCGUUGAUUGUUGUUACACAGGCACUUUAAGUGAUUGACAUCUGUCAUUACAUCUAAUGCAUGAUCAGGCAUUUGAUCAAUAUUUUUGCACAAGUCCUGACUCCUCUCUAAACCCCCCCAACCACCCCUCCUGCCCCCGUCCUCGCCCCCACUGCACAAUCUUUAAAUCACUUGUAGGGAGUUCAGACACUGUCGAAUAGGGGAGAGAAGGGUUAGGGUUAUGGUUCAAAAAGGCACAUAUUGUAACGUUCAAACGCCACAUGUUCAUGAGGAAACAAUGCAAAUCUUGAGUAAACCCCCCAAAAGUUUACCUCAGAUGCCCCCCCCCCCCCCUUCAUUCCCUCCAGAAGCCAGCCAGGGAGCUUAGUCAGCAACUUUUAUCUGAUCUCAGUUUACCGCUUCAGGCUGCCAACAGACUCCACACUGAGUCAGAGUUUUUGUUCUGACUGCUGUAAGCUUCAGCAGAGGUGGAAACAUUUUUUCACUUUACUCAAGUUAGAUUUGACUUAUUUGGCUUUACACUACAAGUCUAAGAAAUGUGCUUUCUACUACAUGAAAGUUAGUUUUUUUGGGUUUGGACAUUUGGUUUGUGAUUUUCCAUAUUUUUCAUUGUUAACUAAUCUUAUUUAACUUGAUGCAUCUGAGAAGUCGUACAUGGAAAUUAUUCAGAUUUGAAGAACCGUCUGUCUGUCACGGUCUUACCUUGCGAGGCAUCUGGAUUCUUGAGAUUUUGCGAGAAUCCUCAUAGGACUCCGAUACCGGUGUUUCGGACACAAACCUAUAACUUCGUAUCCAGAAUCCAGCAGCCAUAAUAAGAUAAAAUCUCUUUAUGGGACACUGAUUGGUCCGAACAACCGGAAUAACUUUGAUUCCAGAAUCCAGCGGCCUCACAAGUUAAAAUCUCAUAUUUGGAGCCAAACCAACAAUGGAUUGAUUCUACUUACUGUAUCGUGUGUGUAUCUGAAACCUGAUAUAUCUUCUUCCUUUGCGCUGUGGACAUCCGUUGUCGUCCAAAAACUAUUAAAAAAUACAUUGAUAAGCCACACCACCGCACUAAGCAACGUAAUCCUUCAUUACAAAGAUUAAAAUCACUUUAGUUUGUUUAGAAACGGCUCCAAAGACGAAUAACACUGAUCACAUUUUCAGUCUCCAGAGAGUAGUUCCUUGUAAGGCAGACGCCAGAGUUUCGAAACCGUUUGGAGUCUUUUCUAAACAAACUAAUGUGUCUGUGAAUCUUGUUGGUAAAGGAAAAUGCAGCAGAGUGGCUUAUUGAUUUGUUUUUAGUAAGUUUUGGGAAACAAUGGAGCCCUGCAGCACAGAGGAAUAAGAGAUAUCAGGCUUACAGUAAGAUGAUCAGUUUGGCUCUGCACAACCUCCUCUCUAGAUCUACCCAAACUAAUCCUCCUCUCCAGUUCUAAAGCCUUAUUGUAAAAGAGCCUUGUCAGCUGUUAAAACGCACACAUGUGGCUACACCCUUAAAAUAAAUGUUAGAUUUUUUUUAAGUAAAGGUGCAGGAGAAAUAUUUGAGUUGGAAACAGAAGAAACCACAGCAGAUGUAGGAGAACAGUAGUCCAGUUUGUUUUUUUGUUUUUUUUAGCUGAAAAACUUGUGAGUCAAGAUGUCUUGCAGGUGCUGACCUUUUUCAUGUUUCCACCGGAGUUUAACGUAAACCUCAAACUCGAGAUGAAGAGAACAAAAACCAGCUUUUUCUUUUCCUUUUUUUUGUUUUGUUUUUACAACAGUUGGUCUGCUGAUUCAGGAAUAUAUCUCACAUGGCCAUAAACUAUAUAUUUUUAAUGUAAAUAACAUUAACUGUCAGUCAAUAUAAGCCUACGUAAAUACACAAUUGGAAAAUGUAAAAAAAACCAUAUAUAUAUUGUGUAUAUUGUUAUCAAGCUGUUUGUCUGGAAAUGUUGACUUUUUUAUGUGUUUUUAUAUACUUAGUGUUAACAUUAUGUGUCAAAUUGAGGUUUAUAAGAUUUUUUUUUUUUCAAAUUUGUGCUUAAAGGCAAUUCCUGCAUCUGUAUCAUACUGCUUUAAUCUGACAAUAUAUAUAUAUCUGUACAUAUAUAUAUCAGUGUUUUUGUAGUUUGAUAGACAAAAAGCAACAAAUCAUAAAGAAAUCAAAUUCAGUUUUAUGUCAAUAUAAUCGCACUCCAUUGAAUAGGACGUUGGUUCUGCUUGUGUUGCAUGAGGUCUCUUUAAAUAAAGAAAACCUUGACGAUCACCUAUGUA
Messenger RNA from Scomber scombrus (Atlantic mackerel), 5618 nucleotides. It is a transcript of the gene slc40a1, whose product is annotated as solute carrier family 40 member 1. Gene Ontology annotation, cellular component: basolateral plasma membrane. Gene Ontology annotation, molecular function: iron ion transmembrane transporter activity; peptide hormone binding. The transcript has 8 exons. Bases 329 to 2038 code for a protein of 569 amino acids. The record is from RefSeq and is a predicted model, not a curated record. Lineage: Eukaryota; Metazoa; Chordata; Actinopteri; Scombriformes; Scombridae. Gene Ontology annotation, biological process: iron ion transmembrane transport.